UGGAAAAGUUGGGAAAGUGGAGCACAUCAGGGUUAGGUAGAAGUCGUCCAACGCCAUACAUUUAUUCUUUUUAUUGUUUGUCUGGGCACUGCGAUAUUAUAUUGGCUAGGGAAAUAGCAUUGCAAUUUCUGGGAAAUGACAUAUAUAAAUACCAUAUUGCCUCUCUUGGAUUUCCAUAGAAAUGAAGUGCUUUCCGAUUCAGAAUUCAAUGGCUCGGCUUAUCUUUCUUUACUUUGCCUUUCUCAUUCUGAUAACUAAUGUUACCAUUAUUAGUAUUUGUAAUGGCAACUCUGUUCAUGUGGUCUGCAUUGAGAGCGAGAAAGAAGCCCUUUUGAAGUUCAAGCAAGGUCUCGUGGAUCGCACCAACCGAUUGGCCUCUUGGCAUUCCAAUGAAGAUUGUUGCAGAUGGACUGGAAUUGUCUGCGACAGCAUGACUGGUCACAUCAUUGCACUCCACCUUAGAGCUCCUACUUGGGAUGACUACGAUGGCUACUAUGGCUUCUAUGACUACUAUGAGGCUAAUUCUGAGUAUUAUUGGAGAUCAAAACUGGGUGGUAAGAUAAGUCCUUCUUUACUCCAUUUGAAGCAUUUGAGUUAUUUGGAUCUCAGCAACAAUGAUUUUGGAGGAAUUCACAUUCCUAAGUUUUUUGGAUCUUUGGGGAGUUUAAGAUCCCUUAACCUCUCUCACGCAUCAUUUGAAGGGGAGGUUCCUCACCACCUUGGAAAUCUCUCGAAUCUGAAAUAUCUCAAUCUUGGGGAUAAUUAUUAUAGUAAACCCUUGCAUGUCGAGAAUCUCCAAUGGUUGUCUAGUCUUUCUUCAUUGAAGUACCUUGAUUUGACUUAUGUGAACCUUAGGCAAGCCUCCAAUUGGUUUCAUGUACUAAAUACACUUCCUUCCUUGGUAGAAUUACACUUGUCCGGAUGUCAACUUUUUCAUCAUCACCUCCAUCCCAUUGCAAGUGUAAAUUUAUCAUCUCUUGCAACCCUUUCUCUAUCUGGAAACUUUUUCCACAACUUCUCAAAAAUCAAUUGGGUUUUUGGUUUCAAGAACCUAAUUUCCCUUGAUCUAUCUGAAAAUUAUAUUGAAGGUCCAAUCCCUUGCGGUUUUCAAAAUUUGACUUUGUUAAAGUAUCUUGAUCUGUCAUACAAUUUUUUCAAUUCCUCAUCCUGUCAACUUUUCCAUCAUCAUCUCCAUCCCAUUGCAAGUGUAAAUUUAUCAUCUCUUGCUACCCUUUCUCUAUCUAGAAACUUUUUGCACAACUUCUCAACAAUCGAUUGGGUUUUUGGUCUCAAGAACUUGAUUUCCCUUGAUCUAUCUGCAAAUUAUAUUGAAGGUUCGAUCCCUUAUGGUCUUCAAAAUUUGACUUCAUUGAAGCAUCUUGACCUAUCAGACAAUUCUUUCAAUUCCUCAAUACCUGAUUGGUUGUACACUUUUGCUCCUCUUGAGUCUCUAAAUCUUGGGUUUAAUUACUUGCAAGGUGAAAUAUCAAGUGACAUAGGAAAGAUGAACUUUGUUGUUGACCUUAGGUUAUACUAUAACAUGUUCGAAGGUCAAAUCCCAAUUAGGUCGAUAGGAAAUCUUUGCAACUUGAGGUCACUCUUCCUCUCAGGUGUCAAUUUGAGUGUAGACAUAUCAGAUGUCUUAGAAGUCUUUUCUGGGUGUGUUUCUACUAAAAUAGAGUCAUUGUACUUGGGUGGGUGUCAGCUUUACGGACAAUUAAGCAACCAACUUGGGAACUUUAAAAAUUUGAGAGAGUUGUAUUUGUUUGGUAACUCAAUCUCUGGUUCAAUACCAAUAUGCAUAGGGGAGCUUUCAUCCUUAGAAUUUUUAGUUCUGUCUCAAAACAAAUUCAAAGGAAACCUUCCUAAAUCAUUUGGUCAGCUUUCUAAUUUAAUAGUUGUUGAUAUAUCAGAUAAUUUUUUUGAGGGUAUUCUUUCAAAAAUACAUUUUUUUAACCUCACAAAAUUGUUAGUGUUUUAUGCAAAUGGAAACCCAUUGAUUUUGAAGGUCAAUUCUAGUUGGAAUCCUCCUUUUCAAAUUCAAGUCUUAGGAUUAGGAUCUUGGAAUUUAGGACCACAAUUCCCACAUUGGCUUGCUUCUCAGACACACCUACGAUCCUUAGAUAUAUCCAACUCUGGAAUCUCAAGUAUUAUCCCUAGUUGGUUUUUUGACUUUUCUCAUGAAAUGGUUUUUUUGAAUCUCUCUCACAAUCAAAUUCAUGGGCAGCUUCCAAGUUUUUCUACCUUCAAUGAUUCAUUAUCUUGGAUCUUCUUCCAUUUGACGUUUUUAGACUUUUCUAAUAAUCUUUUGUCGGGUUCCCUUUUCAAUUUUUUGUGUCUUGGAGUGAAUGAACCCAUAGAUCAAAUGUAUGUUCUCAAUCUUGGCAACAAUGUUUUGUCUGGAGAGUUACCAAAUUGUUGGUCUAAGUGGCCAAAUUUAGGGGUCAUUGUAUUAGAUAACAAUAGAUUUACAGGUGAAAUUCCAAGCAGCUUGGGAACUUUACAAUUCCUUGAAUCAUUGCAUCUUCAUAAUAACAACCUUUCAGGAGAAAUUCCUGUGUCCAUGAGAAAUUGUACAGCUUUAAAGACCCUUGAUUUUGGUGAAAAUGAGUUGGUUGGGAACAUCCCGUCAUGGAUGGGUCUUAACCUUGUUGAUCUGACAAUCUUGAGGCUACGUUCAAACAAGUUUUCGGGGCAUAUCCCUAGAGAGUUUUGCGCACUUAAUUUUCUCCAAGUCUUGGAUGUUGCUCAUAAUAGGCUUUCAGGAAGCUUACCAAGUUGCAUUAGUAACUUAAGUGCCAUGGUUUAUUCUGUAAAUGGCUCGUUUGGGAACUACAUUCAGUACGGCUCAUCAGAUUUUAUUGAGCAAGUAUUUCUUGUGAUGAAAGGCCAGUUUUAUGAAUAUGAUAGAACUCUUAAUUUGGUAAGAGUCCUUGAUUUGUCGAAUAACAAUUUAUCAGGAGAUAUCCCUUGGGAAAUAACUAGGCUUCGAGGGUUGCAAUCACUAAAUUUGUCACACAACCUUUUCACUGAAAGGAUCCCUCCAAAUAUUGGUGACAUGAGUUCACUUGAAUCUCUUGAUCUUUCUGUAAACAAAUUGCUUGGGUCAAUCCCUGAAAGCAUGUCUAGAUUGUCAUUUCUAAGCUACUUGAACCUGUCUGACAACCAAUUGAGUGGAAAAAUACCUUUAAGUACACAAUUGCAGAGCUUUGAUGCAUCUUGCUAUGCUGGAAAUGAACUUUGUGGCCUUCCACUCAUGGAUAACUGUAGCAAAGUUAAUCAUGUAACACCUGGCACUGGAAAUAAUGGUGGGAAAGAUAUUGAUGGAGCUGGAGUGAACUGGUUGUUCAUUAGCAUCGCACUUGGGUUUAUUUUGGGAUUUUGGAGUGUACUAAGUCCUCUAGUGAUUAGUAGGCAAUGGAGGUAUGCAUAUUAUCAAUAUCUAGAUGAGAUGCGGUGGAAAGUCAGUGAUUAUGGGAGUAAAUUUUUCUAAAAUCUUAUGUAGUUUUCUUAAAAAGUGUAUUUCUCUUCAUGUUCUUGUGAUAUAUAUGUUACAAAGCAUUGCCUCUUUCACUUUUUCGCAAUUUUGUUUUGACUUUUUGUUAUUUGUAAUGAAGCUGUAAAAUAGUU
Messenger RNA from Rubroshorea leprosula, 3630 nucleotides. The record is from the annotation of a GenBank genome assembly. NCBI's taxonomy places the organism in Eukaryota, Viridiplantae, Streptophyta, Magnoliopsida, Malvales, Dipterocarpaceae.